Acipenser ruthenus (sterlet) is the source of this 2989-nucleotide messenger RNA. RefSeq names its product gdnf family receptor alpha 1a (gene gfra1a). The transcript is spliced from 9 exons. Bases 1038 to 2474 code for a protein of 478 amino acids. Gene Ontology annotation, molecular function: signaling receptor activity. Gene Ontology annotation, cellular component: external side of plasma membrane; signaling receptor complex. Gene Ontology annotation, biological process: nervous system development. NCBI's taxonomy places the organism in Eukaryota, Metazoa, Chordata, Actinopteri, Acipenseriformes, Acipenseridae. The record is from RefSeq and is a predicted model, not a curated record.
AUUUUCUCGUUUUUAACAGAAUGAACACAUUGUUCGUUUUUUGCGCAAGGUCCAAGUUGCUGUAAUAUAUCUCGCUUUCUUGAACUGGGAGAUGAACCCUGCUUGGUUCUUUUAAAGGAAUAUAAAAAGUAUGUCAUUAAAAAAAAUCUCAACUUUGUUUAAAUAUGAAUUCAAACUGUAAACUUUGCAUGGAAUAAAAACACAUAAUAAACUAUCACUGUAAGGAAAAGGGUGUCGCAUUGUACCCGUACGCAGUGAUGUAUCACCGGGGAAACCUGCUUCAAUAAUAUCCUUAACUUUGAAAUCCAUUUAUAGCACAGCGAGUAUUCAUCAAACGUUAUCGCUCCAUCCUCGUGGGAGACAGCAGCGCCGCCGCGGAGGUACUUUGAAGCGCGGAGCCGGUUCCGAUUGCCCAGCAAAUACAGCGGAAAGUGGGGGAAUUAAACAAAAGCUAUACACGAUCACUGGUCCUAGCAUAUAUAUCGCCUUUGUUGAGUGAGAUAAACCGGAAAAAUAAACGGGGAGCGAGACAUUGAGCCUGCUGUAUCAGCGGCUGAUCAGCGCUCUUAAAAACCUGGAAAGGUUUUGAAUUGGAAGCCUCUUCUGAUUGGGGUUAGUGCAACUGCGCGGAUGCAUCAUUGCGAGUUCAGACUGAAGCCAGCGCUGGUUGGCACGGCACUGUAGUUUGGAGACCGCCAGGAUUUUUACAACAUAUUUCUUAUUUACCUUGCAGUGUUACUUCUUGGUAGAGUCACUGACGCGCUAGAUCAUUUAAGGACUGCUGCUGAUUGUAAUGUUUGUUUGUUGAUCGCUCUUUUACUUUGCGUUACAUUGGAAGGUUUUGAAUGGAAAACGCACUUGCCUGGUUAUUUUUGGAGAGUCAGUGGCUUCUUAAAACUCAAUGGAUCUGAAUUUGGAUUGUUUGGCUGGUUCAGGAUUGUCACACUUCUAAUUCCCUCUGGGAGCUACACGACUUUAAAUAAAGAUACCUUUAUUAAACUAUUAAACACGACAAAACAACAAGGAAACGCUACGCAAUGAUGCUUGCAAGUUUCUACUUCGUGUUGCCUCUGUUGGAUGUAGUCUUGUCGGCAGACGUGAAUGUGGUGUCAGGUUCUAACCGACUGGACUGCGUUAAAGCGAGCGAGCAGUGCCUGAAGGAACACAGCUGCAGCACCAAGUACCGCACGCUGAGGCAGUGCGUGGCGGGCAAAGAGAGCAAUUUCAGCAUGGCUUAUUCGGGACAGGAGGCGAAGGACGAGUGCAGGAUUGCCAUGGAUGCCCUCAAGCAGAGCCCCUUGUUCAACUGCAGAUGUAAAAGGGCUAUGAAGAAAGAAAAGAACUGCCUGCGCAUAUACUGGAGCAUUUACCAAAGUUUACAGGGAAAUGAUUUGCUGGAGGAAUCUCCGUAUGAAGCAGUGAACAACAGACUUUCUGACAUAUUCCGACUUGCUCCCAUCAUAUCAGGAGAGCCUGCAGUCACAAGAGAGAACAACUGCUUGAAUGCCGCUAAAGCCUGCAACCUGAACGACACCUGCAAAAAAUACAGAUCGGCGUAUAUAAGCCCGUGCACCUCUCGCGUCUCCAUUGCCGAAGUCUGCAACAAGCGCAAGUGCCACAAGGCCCUUCGGCAGUUUUUCGACAAAGUGCCUCCCAAACACAGCUAUGGGAUGCUCUUCUGCUCCUGCCCUCUGGUCGAUCAAUUAGCCUGCACAGAGAGACGGCGGCAGACCAUUGUUCCGGUGUGUUCGUAUGAGGACAAGGAAAAACCAAACUGCUUGUCUUUGCAAGUGUCGUGCAAGACGAAUUACAUCUGCAGGUCUCGGCUUGCAGAUUUCUUCUCAAGCUGUCAGCCUGAGCCUCGCUCCGUGAGUGGCUGCCUAAAGGAAAACUACGCAGACUGCCUGCUCGCCUACUCAGGGCUUAUUGGCACAGUCAUGACUCCAAACUACCUGAAAUCCAGCAGCAUCAGCGUUUCCCCGUGGUGUGAUUGCAGUGCCAGCGGGAACAACAAGGAAGAGUGUGACAAGUUUGUGAACUUCUUCAAGGAUAACGCAUGCCUUAGGCAUUCAAUUCAGGCAUUUGGGAACGGCACGGAUGUGAAUGUAUGGCAGCCCAGGCCUCCGGUGCACACCACAGCUUCCACAAGCACUCCGUCCCACAAGGCACGAGAGAGAGCUCAAUCCCCUAUGGAUGAGCAGACCCACAUCAAUGAGAUUAGCACCGCUGAGGAAGCCAACCUCUAUCCGAUCUGUGCAAAUUUACAGGCUCAGAAAAUGAAGUCUAAUGUAACAGUGGAGGAGACAGCCCUGUGUGAGGUCGUCCGGAAUGGUGAAGCCAGUUCCUUGGAUCACGUCACAUCAAAGAAUUCUUCCAGGGCGUCCACACCGUUCCAUUUGAGUUGCAUUAUGCUGAUUCUCAGUGCCAUGGUGCACUCAGCCAUCCUGGCUAUCGACUCAGCAGAAACAUUAUAACCACACCUACAAAAAAAAAAGAAAACAAAAGGACCUGUAAAAAACAAAAACAAAAAAACAAAAAAAAAGCUAAGCGUAGUGUGUUCCCAGUCUCCUGUUGUAUUGUUUCCCGGAAUUCCGGUUCUAGAAGCUAUGUCGAGGCACCCUGAAGUGGUUUCAUUGUAACUGGUAUUUAGGGUCUAUGUGAAUAAUUGAUACAGGGAUGCAUUGCAAACCACAGUGUCUUGUGGGCAUGUGGUCUAUCAAAGGAUAUUGUUAGUGCUGUAUAGUAACCGGGUUUAAAACUCAGAAUGGGAAGAAGGCAGCACUUUGUAUUGUUGAAAUCCUUGUUUGUGUUGUCCGUCUGUGAAACGGUUUUGUUUUUCGAAACUGGGUCGAGGAGAGAGAGAGCACAGCAGGGUCCCGUGGAAGCGUCACGCCGUGAAAUAACUCGACUGAAGAGGGGAGAGGAUUUCACAAGGCUUUUUAUUAAAAAAAAGAAGAAAAAAAAAAGAAAAGCGUUCUCCAACUAGUAA